GAGGCGCGGCGGCUGGGCGUCCAGUGGCCUCCCUGGAGCAGCGGCGAUCGGGCCUCGCCCUCCGCUGGCCUGGCCGGGAGACAUGUCGGGGCGCGCGGAAGCGGACCAGACGCGCGCCGCCGCGCAGGAGGAGAGCGAGGACGAAAGCGAGGUGCUGGAGGAGAGCCCGUGCGGCCGCUGGCAGAAGCGCAAGGAGCAGGUGAACCAAGGCAACAUGCCUGGGCUCCAGAGCACGUUCCUCGCCAUGGACACAGAGGAAGGCGUGGAGGUGGUGUGGAAUGAGCUGCAGUUCAUGGACAAGGCGGCUUUCAUGGCGCACGAGGAGAAGAUCAAGGUCACCUUUGAGCAGCUGGUGGUCGUUGACCAUCCCAACAUCGUGAAGGUGCACAAAUACUGGCUGGACGUGAAGGAAAGCAAAGCCCAAGUGAUCUUCAUCACAGAGUAUGUCUCCUCAGGGAGCCUGAAGCAGUUCCUGAAGAAGACCAAGAAAAACCACAAAGCGAUGAAUGCCAGGGCAUGGAAGCGCUGGUGCACCCAGAUGCUCUCAGCUCUCAACUACCUGCAUUCCUGCGAUCCCCCCAUCAUCCACGGCAACCUCACUAGUGACACGAUCUUCAUCCAGCACAAUGGGCUCAUCAAAAUUGGAUCAGUCUGGCAUCGUGUUUUUGCAAAGGCCCUUCCGCCUGAACUCCACAGCCCGGUCCAUACAGAGCGGGAAGACCCGCGGAACCUGCACUUCUUCCCACCGGAGUACGGAGAGAUAGCUGAUGGCACAGCGGUGGACAUCUUCUCCUUUGGGAUGUGUGCACUGGAGAUGGCUGUGCUGGAGAUCCAGUCAAAUGGGGACACCUCCGUGACCAAGGAGGCCAUUGAGCGAGCCAGGCAUUCUUUGGAUGACCCCAACAUGCGGGAAUUCAUCCUGGGCUGCCUACUCCUGAAUCCCAGCCGGCGGCCGACAGCACACGACCUGCUGUUCCACCAGGUGCUUUUUGAGGUCCACUCCCUCAAGCUCCUGGCUGCCCAUUGCUUUAUCGCCCACCAAUAUCUGUGGCCUGAAAAUGUCGUGGAAGAGAAAACCAAGGAGCUGGAUCUCAGCGAGGUGAUGGCAGAGAUUCGGCGGGCAGGGCGGCUGCCAGUGCAGUGGAGAUAUUCAGAACUCUCUUUCCUGGAAUUGGACAAAUUCUUGGAAGACGUCAGGAACGGCAUCUACCCCCUGAUGAACUUUGCCACUGUCCGGCCCCAUACCUUGCCACAGUCCAGUUCCCAGGCCCUGGAAGGCCCCCAGAAAGCCCAAACUCCCACACCGGAGCCUUUUGAUGUAGAGACACGGAAGGUGGUGCAAAUGCAGUGCAACAUGGACUGGCAGGAGGAAAGGCGGCAAUGGCACCUGACCCUCCUCCUCACCCUGGAAGACAAGCUCCACCGCCAGCUAAGCUACGACCUGCUCCCGAGCGACAGUGCCAGAGACCUGGCGGCUGAACUGGUGCACUAUGGAUUCAUCAGCCAGGACGACCGGGAGAAGCUGGCGGCGUUCCUGGAAGGCGCCCUGCAAAGACCCCGGGCUCCUCCCGCCCGAGGCGCCGGCUCCAGCCCCGAGGCCGGCGGCCAGAAGGGCCCGUGAAGCGGCACCGGCCGAACGAGGGAGAGAAGCCGGCUGCCCGGCAACCUCUGCUUGGACGGGGCUUGCCGCCUCUCGGCCGCCUUCCUUCCCUCCAACCCACGGAGGCGACGAGGGGCAGCGCCUUCCUUAGGACACGGCGGGAGCGGGGCUCGCCCGGGAAAGGUCAGGCAGAGCGGGGGCUCCUCCCGGGGCUUCUCCGACCGCAGCUGCCUUUUCCCCGCGCGGCAGCCUCCUCCGCCACGCACGCGCGCCCUUCUCUCCCAACCCCCCCCCCCCCCGCAUUAAAGCCCCC
This is a messenger RNA of Pantherophis guttatus, 1913 nucleotides long. It is a transcript of the gene NRBP2, whose product is annotated as nuclear receptor binding protein 2. Gene Ontology annotation, biological process: protein phosphorylation. Lineage: Eukaryota; Metazoa; Chordata; Lepidosauria; Squamata; Colubridae. The record is from RefSeq and is a predicted model, not a curated record. Gene Ontology annotation, molecular function: protein kinase activity; ATP binding.